CACGUGCACCUGCAACGAUCUCCUCUCAAGUCAUAGCACAAGUGUAUAUAUAUUCCUAUUUUGAAAAUGGCACCCAUUCAGAUGGAAAAGUCCUACGUGAAAGUGUCCUCCACACCCGCUGCAAAGUGCUCUCGGCAGGCAAGGUCAAGCAGCAGGUCAUGGGAUGUGAUCCUUCCUAUCAGUCGCAGAGGAAGCUUCUUCCAAGACUCGUUUUUCUCUGACAUACACAAGGAUUUUGACUCCUCCGUCAGGGAGGUGUUGGCCAGAUGGAGUGACGAAGACCUGAAAGUGAAAGACUUCCGCCGGGAUGAUAUUAUGAACCGUUACAGACAGCUUCGAUCUCGUAACCUAAAUGAAGGGAACCAGGCUGUCACAGUCACAUCUGACAACACAAGUCAUAAGAUUGUGCUGGACGUGCAUGACUUCAUGUGUGGAGAUGUGAGAGUAAAAGUGUUGGACGAGGAGGAGUUGUUAGUGGAAGGACACGUGGAGAAGAAGGAGGAAGGAAGCUCAUCCGUCUCGUCACACUCCUUCAGACGCUACUUCUCUUUGCCUCAACACACAGACAUGACAGCGAUUACGUCCGUCAUGUCUGCAGAUGGUAUCCUCACAGUCACUGCGCCAAAAAUAAAAACAGAAAUGACAAAGGAAAAUGCAAUCAGUCAAACUUCCGCUUCGAAUCAUCAUGAGAAAGUCGGCGAAACACGAAAACAAACAGCCUCUGAACACUUGUCUUCUACACGAAAAGAAAGCUGUUCGUGUGAUCUUGGUUUCAAAAGAACAGCUGAUUCCUCUGGGUUUGACUACGGUUCGUGGGACACAUCCUUGCCCAUCACUCGAAGGGGAGGCUUCUUCCAGGACUCCUUCUUCUCCGGUACACAUCGCGACUUCGAUGCCUCCAUCAGGAAGGUCCUCAAUGGCUGGAAUGACGCCGAUCACCAGCUGGCGGACUUCUGGGACGAUGACGACUUCCACCGCAGCGACAGACUGGGCCGCUACAGACAGCUUCGAUCGCGGAACCUGUGGAGUGACAACCAGGCCGUUACAGUUACUUCAGAUAACAUUAGUUAUAAGAUCUUGGUGGAUAUGCAUGACUUUGUGGAUGGAGAUGUGAAGGUGAAGUUGAUGGGCGAGAAGGAGCUGUUGGUGGAGGCCCAGUCGGCCAGGUCCUCGCACACCUUCACACGCACCUUUUCCUUGCCUGAGUCCACUGACAUAACGUCCAUCACGUCUGUCAUGUCGUCAGAUGGCAUCCUUACAAUCACUGCGUCCAAGAAGGAGAGUGAAACACAACAGAAGACUACUGUCAUCCCCAUUAAUGUCAAGGAAACGCAUAAUGCUUCAGAAGUUCACAGCUCAACUUCCUCGACGACCUCGGGAGUUUCUGAGGAAACAGCAUCUGGCCAAGGAAUAUCCCACACAGCCCAAGAGGAGGAACGCAAAUACGCACGAUGCUUUCAGGAGAAUAUCGACGAGGACAAGACCCAAACUGCAACUUCCAAUAUCUCAAGCAACACCCAACAAUCAUCACAGAAGGAAUCGUCUGUCAUCACAGAUUUUGUUUCCACAAGACUUUCCGACUCGCUGGGAGCAAAGAAAACUCUUGGGAAUAAGCAAGAAGACUCCUUGCCCAUCACGAAGAGAGGAAGCUUCUUCCAAGACUCAUUCUUCUCCGACAUACGCCAAGGCUUCGACGCCUCUGUCAGGGAAAUCUUGAAGAAAUGCAAUGACUCCGAUCUGACGGUGACAGACGAUGUCAGUCACAGUGACAUCUUGAGCCGCUACAGGCAGCUUCGAUCUCGAGACAUGAGGGAAGAGGACCAGGCCUUCUCCGUCUCGUCAGACAGUGCUAGCCUCAAGAUCGUGCUUGACGUGUAUGACUUCAUGCGCGGAGACGUCAAGGUGAAAGUCGUAGACGAGAAGGAGCUGGUGGUGGAAGGACGCGUAGAGAAGGAGGAAGGAAGUUCAUCCGUCUCGUCACACUCCUUCAGACGCCGCUUUUCCCUGCCUCACCACACUGACAUGACACACAUUACUUCUGUCAUGUCUUCAGAUGGUAUCCUCACAAUAACUGCUCCCAAAACGGCAGGAGAACCACAGCAAAACACGCACGUUAACUUCUCCAUGACUGAGGAAAGGAAGGAAUCAACGGUUCAAGACUUAACACCUAAGGCACUCUCGUCCACGACGGAGAAAAAUAUCUCCGUUCACGAGAAUCUUGUCAAUGUAGAUCAGAAGGACUUUGAGUGCGAACAAAAACACAUGUACGAGAACAAGAUGAGAAAGCUGGAGAAAGAAUUUGAAUUUCCUGCUGAAUCCAAGGAAGUUUUAAAGCCCAAGAUCUGUCAAAAUCAGUCUGUGGAUGAGUCUACAACUGCUUCUGUCCAUGAACAUGGAAACGAUGCCAAUAAUCAGGAUCAUGAACUCAAACGACUGACUGAAACAUUCAAAUCAACAAUCACUGAGAAAGCCUCUUGUGAUGACUUUAUUUCUGAAGAACAACAAACUUCCAUGCAAUCUGAAUCUGAGUCAACAGAAGCCAUCAAACUGCGCGAAGAAAUCUUGCCCAUCACUCAAAGAGGAAGCUUCGUUCAGGAUUCCUUCUUCCUCGAUGUCCACCAAGAGUUCUACACUGCCAUCAGAGAGGUCCUGAAGAAGUGGGUUAGCGCAGACAGUGAGGACUUCCUUAGUCUAAGUCACAGCGAUAUUCUGGUCCGCUACAGACAGCUUCGAUCCCGUGAAUUGAGGGAAGAAACUCAAGUCUCUAUCGUCACGUCCGACAACACUAGUUACAAGAUCGUGUUGGACGUCCAAGACUUCCUGAAUAGGGAUCUGAAGGUGAAGGUGGUGGGCGAGACGAAGGUGGUGGUAGAAGGACGUGUGGCGAAGAGGGAAGAAGGAAGCUCAUCCGUGUCCUCAUGCUCCUUCCGACGCUGCUUCUCCUUGCCAGAGUAUAUUGACAUGACAAGCAUCACGUGCAUCAUGUCUUCUGACGGCAUACUCACAAUCAUCGCUUCAAAAAUGCCAGAAGAAUCGGAAGAAGACAAAGUGGUCAGCUCCAUUGAGGAAGUUCAAGAAUCCUCUGAAGUUCAACGCUCGGUAUCCCCAACUAAUGAAACAAUCUCUCUCCAUGAGGAAUGUGAAAAGGCAAGCAAAGAAACAUAUGACUGCAUGGAUUCUAUGGCAGAAGAUACGAGCAUUGAGUUCGAAGAUGUAAAGACUCCACUCUCUGAAGAAAUGUGUCACUCAGUGAAAUCUGAGACAGCUCAACAGUUCCUUCUGUCGACUGAUUCUGCAGCAACAUCGAGUCAUGAUACUGAUUUCGGCAUUGUAGAAACUCAAAAUCAGAGCAAAGAGACUAUUGGCACACUAGAAUCUAUUGUAACUGAAGAAGCGAUGGCUGAUGAUUCAGCUUCUGUGUCUUACUCUGAGUCUUCAGAAAUUAAAGAAGCUUCCCUAUGUCGCCGAAGUUCGAUUGGCUUGAAUGAAACGUUUGGUGAUAAUUCUGAAUCACGUGACUUUGGAACUUCCCAGGAUUCUGUUCCUUCUGUCAUUCCCGAAGAAGAAAACGAAUCUGAAACUGUUGGAGUCCUUCAUCUUGAAGACUCCCAACAGGCAAUUGAAAUUCUUGACCUGAAUGACUCACAGGAAUCUGUUAGCAUUCUUGAUGCAAAGGAUUCAGAAGCUGUUGAAAUACUUGAUCUGAAAGACUCACAGGAAUCUGCUGACAUUCUUCAAGUGAAAGGUUCAGAAGCUGUUGAAAUUGUUGAUCUGACAGACUCACAAGCAUCUGUUGACAUUCUUGAUACAAAAGGCUCAGCUGUUGAAAAUCUUGACCUGAAUAGCUCACACGAAUCUGUUGACAUUCUUGAUGUACAAGACCUACAGGAAUCUGCUGACAUUGUUGAGGUGAAAGGUACAGCUGUUGAAAUUCUUGGUCUGACAGACUCACAACAAUCUGUUGACAUUCGUGAUGUGAAAGACUCACAUGAAUCUAUUGACAUUCUUGAAGUGAAAGGCUCAGAAGUUGUAGAAAUUCCUGAUCUUAAAGAUUCCCAGGAAUCUACGGAAAUUUUGCAUCAAAAGGAUUCAGAGGAAGCUGCUGAAAUAUUUGAUCUGAAAGAUUCAGAAGCUGUUGAAAUUCUUGAUCUUAAAGAUUCCCAGGAAGCUGUUGGCAUUCUUGAUGUGAAAGAUUCACAGGAAGCUGUUGCUGAGGCUCAGAAUACAUCCAAAACUCAGAACUCAAAGUCUUCAAGCACUUUGGACGAUGUCACUGAGGAUGCCGUACCUGUGCAAGAAAGGUCCAAACCAGUUUCUGAGGAAACGCUCGACAGUAAAAUGAAUCAGUUGGCAGCAACUGAGAAUUGCACAGAUUCCCUUCAGUCAUCCGGAGAUACUUGUACCUAUGAAAGGGAAGUCAUCGAUACUCUUGGGCAGCUGAAACUUAAAGAGACGACUGAAACUGUACGUACAGAAGAGUCUACAGAAACUGGUGAAUCCUUGAAAGGAAUGAGAAGCGUUCACAGAGAUUCGCCAGAAGAGCUGUUGCUCAUCACCAAAAGAGGAAACUUCUUCCAAGACUCAUUCUUCCUUGACACUCACCAAGACUUCAGUGCCGCUCUCAGGCAGGUGUUGGACAGGUGCAAUGAAGAAAACUUUGAGAACAUUAACCUCUGUUACACCGAUAUCCUGGAACGCUACAGACAGCUUCGAUCUCGCGAUCUGAAGGAAGAAAAUCAGGCUGUUAUCGUUACAUCAGACAAGUCUUGUCUAAGGAUAAUUAUGGACGUUUAUGAGUUCAUGAGUGGAGAUAUACAAGCGAAGGUCGUUGAUGAGAAAGAGUUAGUCAUUGAGGGACGUGUGGUGAAGAGCGAAGGAACCUCAUCCGAGACCUCUCACUCCUUCAGACGCCGCUUCUCUCUUCCGCAAUAUACUGAUAUCACUUCUGUUAUGUCAUUAGAUGGCAUCCUCACAGUUACUGUGAUCUUUAAGGAAGGAAAUGUCGAGCUAAAUACAGCUAAAAAGAUUGAGGCAAAAUGCAACAUUACAAAAGAAAUUAACUCAAAAUCACCUUCACUUUCUGCUGAAAAGCAUGUGCUUGAGGCGAAGGCUGAAAAUCAUGAUAGAUUGAACAAGAAUGUGACAUUACAGUCACAGGAAACUCGAGAUUUCACGUCGGGGACAGAGAGGUCCAAACUUGAUUCCAACUUCGAGGACAACAAUAGACUGAGACGCUAUGGACGAGGUUAUAACAGGGAGUCUGAAGAAAGCAACAGAUAUAACGUCACCGAAGACACAAGUAUGGGAACGUCCUCUCGUUUCUCGAGUGUUUCUCAGUGUAGCUCCGCAUUGAAGUCUUUUCCAGUGACGAGGAAAGGACUGUUCUUCUCCGAUUACUUUUUCCGAGACACAAGGGAGGGAUUUCCAGAAAGCCGUAAGGGAAAUCCUGAACAAAUGGGGAGAGAAGUCGUCUUCCGGUGACGAGAUGACUUGCUACAGAAAACUACGAGCACGAAAUAUGAGGGAAGAUAAUCAGGCAGUGACGUCUUCGGAAGAUGAACGUCAUUAUAAGUUCGUCAUUGAUGUCCAAGACUUUAUGGACGUUGGAGAGAUCAGCGUGAAGGCUGUGAACGAGCGAGAGUUGGUGGUUGAAGGUCACUUGGAGAAGAAGGAAGACGGUUCGAAGUCCAACAAGCGGUUCCUUCGUCGG
Messenger RNA from Penaeus indicus, 5710 nucleotides. RefSeq lists its product as uncharacterized. The record is from RefSeq and is a predicted model, not a curated record. Lineage: Eukaryota; Metazoa; Arthropoda; Malacostraca; Decapoda; Penaeidae. The transcript is spliced from 12 exons. The coding region runs from base 67 to 5481 and encodes 1804 amino acids.